ACACUCACACACACAUACUAGUAGCGGCCACAUUUUCACAGCCUGCUCUCCAGACUGACAGCAGCAAACGGAGUUGAGAGCCAGCACGACACAGAGCAAGGGAAGGAGAAUAGAGGACUGGAAACAAGGGAGGCAUCCACAGAGGAGAGGGAGGAAGAGGAGACUUACACAGGAUUUGCCUCUUUUUUUUUCUCUCCUUUAGCUCUCUGGGAGCUAGAAAGGGAAUCUGCCCUGUUCUCUUCUUGAUCUCAACUUGCUCUGCUAAAGGACCUGCACCCUGCUAUGGCAGCCCCGGUGGGACAUGGGAACAUUGUUUCCCCCUCAUCUUGCUCCUCUCAUCGCUGGACUACCCUCCUCUGGGUACUGUUGACCCUUUCAAGUCAAGUCUGGGGCUUCAACCUGGAUACUACCCACACUCUACAUAAGUUUGGAGACCGUGGCACCUUUUUUGGUUUCUCUCUAGCACUUCACCAACAGCUUACCCCAGAGUCUCAGAGCUGGAUCCUGGUGGGCGCGCCACAGGCAGCGGGGCAGGGGAGGUUGCAGGGCAGUCGACCAGGAGCUCUGUUCAGGUGUCCAAUCACACCAGAGGAGUACGACUGUGAGAGGGUGGAUAUUGAUGGAGAUGUGAGUCUGGACAGAGAGAGCAAAGACAACCAGUGGCUGGGAGUUACUGUCAAAAGUCAGGGAAUUGGAGGGAAGGUGGUGACCUGCGCUCACCUGUAUGAGCUCAGACAACGUGUAAGACAACCUUCAGAGACUCGUGACCCCAUUGGACGCUGUUACGUGUUGAGUGAGGACCUGACAGAGCGAGAUGACCUGGAUGGAGGGGAGUGGAAGUUCUGCGAGGGUCGACCACAGGGACACGAGCAGUUUGGUUUCUGUCAGCAGGGCCUGUCUGUCAGUUUCACCCCAGACAACAACUUCAUUCUGUUUGGCGCUCCAGGAACAUACAACUGGAAAGGUGAGAUGCGUGUCCAGCUCCUUAACCAGACUCUGCUUGACCUCGGUUUCUAUGACGACGGACCCUACGAGGUGGCAGAUCAGAAACAACUUAAUGCUCAGCUCAUCCCUGUGCCUUACCACAGUUACCUGGGCUUUUCCGUGGACUCGGCCAUGGGGAUAAUGAGCCUCAGAGAGCUGACCUUCGUGGCGGGUGCACCCCGGGCCAAUCACACAGGGGCGGUGUUGCUGCUGAGGAAGGAUAACGUGUACCGGCUGGUGCCACAGCACAUUUUCUGGGGGGAGGAGCUGGCCUCUUCAUUUGGGUACUCGGUUGCUACGACGGAUCUGAACAGUGACGGCUGGACAGAUCUGAUUGUUGGAGCUCCUAACUUUUUUGACCGUAAGGCAGAGAUUGGAGGAGCUGUUUAUGUGUACCUGAACCCCUCUGGCCACUGGGACGAUCAGGCUCGGCCGAUCCGUCUCAAUGGGACGUAUGACUCCAUGUUUGGGAUGAUGGUCAGCAGCAUUGGAGAUCUGGACCAGGAUGGAUAUGGAGAUAUCGCUGUGGGAGCACCGUUUGAUGGAGAUGGCAAAGUUUUCAUCUACAGAGGCUCAGGUGCUGGAAUAGAGACAAAACCUGCUCAGGUGCUGGACGGUCGUGACUUUGAUGUGAAACGUUUUGGAUACUCCAUCUCAGGUGGUCUGGAUAUUGACAAUAACCAAUAUCCAGACAUUGCAGUGGGCUCUCUUAAUGAUUCAGUGGUUCUCUUCAGGUCUCGUCCAGUCAUUCACGUGAUCAGAGACAUAUCUUUUGACCCUAAAUACAUUGAUCUGGAGCAGCACAACUGCAAGGGCAGAAAUGGAGUCUGCGUGGAGGUCAAGGCCUGCUUCACCUUCACCGCCCACCCAGAACACUACUCACCACACAUUACCCUGGUGGUGCACUUUGAAGCUGACACCGAGCGCAGGAAGCUGGGCCUCCCGCACCGCGUUAACUUCCUGGGACGCAGUUCACUAGAUCCAGAGUAUACUCAGACUGAAGAAGUGGCGCUACAGCGUCACCCUGUGUGCACCACCGCUGUCUUCCAACUCCACGAGAAUAUCCGUGACAAACUACGCCCCAUCUCACUGGCAAUAACCCAUACUAUCAAGCCUGUGCCACCACGCAGACACUCAGGUGUCAAGAGGCUGGAGAAGCUGGCGCCUAUACUGAGUGUUUCUCCCUCUAACACACUGCACUCUGAGGUGAACUUCCUGCGAGAAGGAUGUGGCACAGACAAAAUCUGCCAGAGCAACCUGAAGCUGAGCUACCAGUUUGGAACACGACCCCUGAACUCCGACCUCUUCACCCCUCUGCCAAAGGAUGAAGAUGACGUGCAGGUGUUCUCCCUGUCAGACCAGCGGCUGGUGGUGCUGGAAAUCACCGUCACUAACAUGCCCUCUGACCCUCUUGACCCUGAAGACGAUGGAGAUGACGCUCAUGCUGCUCAGCUGCUGAUCUCCCUUCCAAACACACUGUCGUAUGCAGGCUCCAGGGUCCCAGCACAGAUGAGAUGCCAAGCGAACCAGAAUGGCUCCCAAGUUGAAUGUGACCUGGGAAACCCUGUAAAGCGAGAUGCGAAGCUGAAAUUCUCCAUCAACUUGAGCACAUCAAACAUCACCAUUGAGACCACUGAGCUGACAGCAGAUCUCUUAUUGACAACUAUCAGUGAGCAGCCUGACCUGGUCCCAGUCACAGCAUUUGCUAAAGUUGUGAUAGAGCUCCCUCUGUCUGUCAGUGGGCUUGCUCGUCCUCACCAGCUGUUCUUCAGCGGGGCAGUGAGGGGAGAGAGUGCCAUGACUAGUCUGGAGGACGUCGGCAGCCCUGUGGAUUUUGAGUUUGUGGUGGCCAAUCCCGGACAAGCUCUGCAGACGCUUGGCUCGGCCUUCCUAAACAUCAUGUGGCCAUACGAGUUGGCCAAUGAGAAAUGGCUCCUGUAUCCCGCGAGCCUGAAGUUUGAGGGUCACCCAAACACACACUGCACCCCCACAGGGGCCCUGAAUCCUCUAAAGCUACAGAGCUCCUCACCUGCAGAGCUGCCACAGUCUGUCAAUCCUAAAGCUGGGAGAGCACGCCGCUCCCACCCAGAGGAUGAAGGUCAAGUGAUGGCAAAAGGCAAUGUAGGACGAACCACCCCGGCUGUGGCCGCUUCAGAGCGACGCAAGUCACUCAAACUGGAUUGUCUCUUGGGGUCGGCACGCUGUGUCCUGUUCCAGUGUCCCCUCCAUAGCUUCUCUGGUCAGGCUGUCCUCAAGAUCCAUGCCAGACUGUGGAACAGCAGCUUCAUAGAGGAGUUUCCAGCAGUCAGUGCUCUGGAGCUGCUGGUCAGAGCCAACAUCACUGUCAAGUCGAGCAUCAAGCACCUGGUCCUCAAGGAUGCUGCUGCACAGGUUCCAGUGAUGAUCUACCCUGAACCUGGUCUGGCUGACCAGUACUGGAUCCCCUGGUGGAUCAUCCUCAUAGCCAUAUUGGCAGGCAUCCUGCUUCUGACUCUGCUGGUCUGCAUACUGUGGAAGUGUGGCUUCUUCCAACGGGCCCACUACAAAGACAAACUGCCUCAGUACCACGCGGUGAAGAUUCCUCGCGAGGACCGGCCACAGUUCCAGACUGAGAAGUCAGGAGUUGUCCAUAAAAAGGAAUGGGCCACGCACUGGAGCGACGGGACCUCGUAACUCGCUUUGAAGCACUGACUGACUGAAUUCAUUCAAAUCACCAUGUGUGGCACUCAUUCUGUCUUUUGCAUUGGAACUAACGGACUAAAAAAAAAGUGCACAUGGACUGAGAUCAUAAAAUCUUGUGCACACUGUACUGCGUCAGUACUUGCAUAUUGGUGGCCUGUUACACUGUUGACUGGAUCUAUAUUCUCCCAUACUGUAGCCCACUGAUCGCUGGCCUUGGAUAGUCUAUUUAUACCGUGCAUCUUUAACAGCGUUUUAUAGUAAAUACUGAAGAACCAGUCUAGCUGCUCAAUAUGUUUCAUAGCCUGCACAGGGAGCACUGAUGCUCACUGCCGGUUUUGACUGGCACAACGUUGGAGGACAGAAAAUCACAACUCAUAGACAUGCAUGAAUGCACAAACAUACAACAUAUUAAUUAUAUUAGAUGCGUACAGACACAUUGGACAUUGUUGAUGAAGAAGCCACUGCCCACGACAAAGACUACUUUUUUGCCUUAACUACUGUGAGACUGACGACUGACAUGGGCAAUGAAAAAAAAAAAAGAAUUUUUUUUUAUAUAAAUGGGAUGUUUUGGGAUUUUCAUGUAGUUAGCACUGGCAAACAAUGAGAAAAUGUCAGUAUGUAAGAUAUCCGUAAAGUUGUUACAGAACACUGAAUGUGUUGUUUUCUUGGCCUGUUGAGUGCUCUGGGCUGGCUGAAAAAGCCAAUAAAUAAGUUCACCUGAUGUUCUUUCUGUAUCUUCAAGGAAUAUAUUUUGUGUUCAAGGAAAAGAAAACCCUCUAAAUGAGGAGCCUUUUCAGUUUGUAUCUUUUGCAUUUUUUUUGUUAAUCUGCCAAUCAGAUGUACUGUACAUCAAUAGUCGAUUGCCUGAGUGAACUUGAAUAAGAACAAGAGAACCACAGUACAGCCUAUAAUAGCAAUGACUGUAGCACUGUUGUCGCAUGGAAACCAAAUGUGUCAGAAGAGUGACGCAAUAUUUAAAAUGUGGUCAAUGUUAGCAUUUAAAUUUCUGAACCAAACACUCACUUUUGAAUGGAUGUCCUGGCUGAUAAGGGAACCAAUUUUCCCAGGGUAUACAAUUAUUAUGUGUGAAAUCAAACUUUAUUUCCAAAUUGAACAAAUUGACACAUUUAAAAUCAUGAGGUUUUCAAGUGACACCAUUAUUAUUAUUAUUUUUGUUUUUUUUACUGAGAUGUAAAAAUGUUUCACCAGGAGACAUCAUGACCUUUGUACCGACAUUGUUGUUUUCAAAUUGCAAAGCUGAAGUAUAUUCAUCUGCUUGUAGCACUGUUCCUGGUAAUAUACUCAAGUCAUAUCAGUCAGGACAAGAUUGUACAUUCAUUUCAGUACUGACAUUUCUAAUUGCAUACAAGUGCCUUAUGGUAAAUGUGGCAGAUUGUGAGCUACUGGUUAAGAACACAAGGCUACUGCAAAUUAGAUCAUGCUGCCCUGAAGCAUCUGUCGGGACACCUGGACAAAUAAACAUCCCUCCAUCGCUUACACAACAUGAAGAGAAGAUGAUUUCUAGAGGAGCAGAAUUCAUCAGAACCAGACAAACUUUUUUUGGAUCUAAUCUGGGUCAAUGAAGUGGCUAUAAAGCAUGAAGAGUCAGCUUGUUUUUAAGGUAUUGCUGGACAAUCUUGUAUUAGCUGCAUGAAGCUCUUGUUGCUGUUUUGACGUUCCCCAAUUUUUAAAUUUUUUUUUGUCAUUGUCAUGACUCAGCGUUUUAUUUAU
Molecule: messenger RNA, 5397 nt
Organism: Seriola dumerili (greater amberjack)
Lineage: Eukaryota; Metazoa; Chordata; Actinopteri; Carangiformes; Carangidae
Gene: itga7
Product: integrin subunit alpha 7
Exons: 25
Coding region: 283-3657 (1124 amino acids)
Biological process (GO): cell-cell adhesion; cell-matrix adhesion; leukocyte migration
Cellular component (GO): integrin complex; external side of plasma membrane
Molecular function (GO): integrin binding
Source: RefSeq, a predicted model, not a curated record